This is a messenger RNA of Didymella exigua CBS 183.55, 1023 nucleotides long. Its product is annotated as bifunctional protein. Bases 1 to 1023 code for a protein of 340 amino acids. Gene Ontology annotation, cellular component: cytosol. The transcript is spliced from 3 exons. The record is from RefSeq and is a predicted model, not a curated record. Gene Ontology annotation, molecular function: methylenetetrahydrofolate dehydrogenase (NADP+) activity; methylenetetrahydrofolate dehydrogenase (NAD+) activity. Gene Ontology annotation, biological process: purine nucleobase biosynthetic process. NCBI's taxonomy places the organism in Eukaryota, Fungi, Ascomycota, Dothideomycetes, Pleosporales, Didymellaceae.
AUGGCCGCCGACAAGCCCAACUGCAAGGUGAUCCUCGCAAACAACAUUGCGAAAAGCCUGCUUGGAGAGAUCCAGGAUGGGUUGAAGGAGCUUGAUCGAAAGCCCCUUCUUGUAGGCUUCCUGUCCAGCAGCGACCCUGCCGCAAGGGUUUACGCUGAGUGGACUGGCAAGACGUGCCAGGAGAAUGGCUUUGCCUACGAAUUGCGUGAGAUCGACCGCGAGGAGCUCGAAGACGCUCUGAUCGACGCCAACAACGACUCCAAGGUUAACGGUAUCAUGGUCUAUUACCCUAUCUUCGGCAAUAGGCAAGAUCAGUACCUGCAGCAGAUUGUCUCCACUGAAAAGGAUGUCGAGGGUCUGUCCCACCAGUACAUCUUCAACAUGUACCAGAACGUCCGCUUCCUCGACCCUGCCGGCACGAAGAAAAGCAUCUUGCCGUGCACACCGCUCGCUGUCAUCAAGAUCCUCGAAUACCUUAGGAUCUACAACACCAUUCUUGCGUACGGCAACAGACUGCAUGGACGCACGAUCACCGUGAUCAACCGAAGUGAGGUUGUGGGUCGACCAUUGGCAGCUCUGUUGGCCAACGAUGGUGCGACUGUAUACAGCGUGGACAUUGCCGACGUGCAGGAAUUCACACGAGGUGAGGGCAUCAGGAAGAAGAAGCACGACGUCGUGGAGAAGCCUGGCUGGGAGCUCAAGGACUGUCUGCCCAUCAGCGACGUGGUCAUCAGCGGUGUGCCCGGUGACAAGUACAAGGUACCGGCGCACCUGCUGAAGGAUGGCGCUGUUUGCAUCAAUUUCUCGAGCGAUCGCAACUUCAACCCAGACGUGAAGGAAAAGGCAUCCAUUUACGUCCCUGCUAUCGGCAAGGUCACCAUAGCGGUUCUGCUCCGCAACCUCCUCCGUCUUGCGCAGAACAAGGCCGAGGCCGCCGCCAACGAGGCCGCUCAGGCCACACAAUCUAUGGAAGACGAAAAGAAGCCUGCCGAGGAGGGCGCGGUUCCGGCGCUGGCUUCCUAG